ACCUCCGCUUCCAUGGCUUCCUCUCGAAUCCGUCACGAUCCCAGCUGGUCCGCUCGACAAGGUCUGGCCGGCUCAUUCUUAAAACUUUUCCUUCGGGCCUACACUGCUUGUCACUUCAAAUGGCCAAUCUCCCUCAAGCCUCACCAUGAGGGCAACCGGUUUGUGGUGAUCGAGCCUGCCACCCUGGAUUUCUAUGAAGGAGUUACAGUGGACAGCGAGAUCAAGCCGGAGGCCAUUGGGGCCACCUGGUACCCCGAGCCUUGCUCUGCCGCUACGGAAGUCCCAGACGGACAAUCCGUCGUCCUUCAUCUGCACGGUGGUUCCUACGUGCUCGGAGAUGGACGCACCUCCUCUUGCAACUUUCUCGCGAAAACCCUUCUAACACACACCCCAGCCAGCCAUCUGCUGUGCCUCCAGUAUCGACUGGCUUGCAACCCCAACGGCCGAUUUCCGGCACAGCUGCAGGACACGAUCGCCGCUUAUGUUUAUCUGAUUCAUACACUGCACAUUCCACCUGAUCGCAUUGUGCUAUCCGGGGAUAGCUCGGGGGGUCACCUAGCGCUCGCGAUGCUGCGGUACAUCGUUGAGUACGACGACCCGUGUCGGCUACCACCUCCCAAAUGCAGCUGGUUGUGGUCCCCCUGGUGCGAUGUGCCCGCGGCCGUGGACCCGGACAGCUGGACCCAAAGCCCGAAUUACGAGACCGAGUACAUCCCAGGAUCGUUUCCCACCUGGGGAGCCCGACAGUUCCUGCGCGACCUGGCCAUCACCGAGACGAUGGAGCGUUAUGUUGCCCCGAUCCACCACCCCUUCGUGCUUCCCUCGCCCGUGCUAAUCGUCACGGGCGGCCGGGAAGUCCUGUUCCCCGAUCACCAACAGCUUGUGCAACGAUUCCAGAAGAUGGCUAGCAAUGGACCUCGAAUUGAACUGGUAGUGGAAGAGAAGGUACCUCACGAUGUGUUGAUGAUUGGUUGGAUCAUGAGAUUUUAUCAAGAAGCAGAGGCUUGUGCCAAGCGGGCGGGAGAAUUUGUCCAGCGUGUGGAAUCCUCGGAGAGGUCGACAGCGACGGUGCAAGACUGA
This is a messenger RNA of Aspergillus homomorphus CBS 101889, 1080 nucleotides long. Its product is annotated as alpha/beta hydrolase. The record is from RefSeq and is a predicted model, not a curated record. Gene Ontology annotation, molecular function: hydrolase activity. Lineage: Eukaryota; Fungi; Ascomycota; Eurotiomycetes; Eurotiales; Aspergillaceae. Bases 13 to 1080 code for a protein of 355 amino acids. The transcript has 2 exons.